GCAAAAAGAAAAAGAAAAAAAAAAAAAAAAGAAACAUAUAUACGUAUCCCAUAAACUAGGCUAAAAAGUUAGGAAUUCCUAAACCCAUAACCCAAAGAACGAAAUCUACCCAUUUCACUCUCUUUCCUCCCUAUCAAUCUUUAAUUCCAUCUCUCUCUCUCUCUCUCUCUCUCCAGUUGGCCACUACCUAUGGAAUUCUCCCUCUCUCUCUAGAAUGCUAGUGGUUCUUUUUCUUUUAUUUUUUAGGUUAGUGUCACCCACUACUACCCUUCUUCUUAUGCUCAAAACCCCCCCUGGCCUCCACUUUGAUAUUGGUAAUGCAAGAAACAAAAGAAAGGUUUCGAAAGAAAGAUGUUAGCAGGUAAGUAACAAGAGAAAAAACUUCGAACUAAGUUAAAAAAAAAAAAAAAAAAAAAAAAAAAAAAAACUUGAAUUUGGGAUUGAUCAUUAGGAUGCUAUAAUCCCUGAUUGAGUGAUUGACUCCCAUCGCCAUGGAGAUCAAACCCACUCCCUCAUCACCACCCACAACCGAGAUCAAACCCGAGAUCAAAUCCACUCCCUCAUCACCACCCACAGCCUCACUAACACUAACACAAACACAAACCUCCCCUUCUCUUUUAUUUAACCACCACCACCACCACCACCAGCUUCCCGACGACAACCCAUCUCCCAAAGAAAACCAUGUUUCCACCGGAGGAGGAGGAGGAGGAGGAGGAGGAGGAGGAAAACGGCUAAAACGAGACGAAUGGAGCGACGGGGCAGUGUCGACUCUGUUAGAUGCGUACGAGUCAAAAUGGAUACUACGAAACAGAGCAAAAUUGAAAGGGCAUGAUUGGGAAGAUGUGGCUCGCCAUGUGUCUUCAAGAUCUAAUUUUACCAAAUCUUCCAAAACCCAUACCCAGUGUAAGAAUAAAAUUGAGUCUAUGAAAAAAAAGUGCCGUGCUAUACCUGCUUCCGCAGCCUCUUCUUGGCCUUGGAAUCACCGUGUUCAGCAUUUCCUUGGAGGAAACUCUAAUCUCACUCCACCACCAUCGCCGCCGCCACCACUUGUUGAUCUUGUCGAUCCUCCUCCUCCUCCUCCCUCUCCACCGCCCUUUCUUUCGCCGCAAAAUUCCCAUGGAUCCAAUGGUGUUGAUAACAUUAAUCCUUCCCCUAAGGAAGAUGGAGUUGAUAAUGGAAGAGGAGGAGAUGAAUUACUAUCAGAGAAGAACAAGAACAAGAAUAAGAAUAAUAGUAAUAAUAAGAAGAAGAUGGUACCAGAGAAGACAGACAGUAGUAGCAGUACACCAGCUGCAAUAGUAUACAGUACUAGUGAUGAGAAAUUAGGAAAGGGGGUAGCAGCAAUGAGGUCUAAAUUACAACAAUCAAAAAUGAAGAAGAAAAAGAGGAGGAGGAGGAGCGGCGAGGUGGAUUCGUUGGAGGAGAUAGCGGGUAGCAUACGGUGGUUGGCGGAGGUGGUGGUGCGCUCGGAACAAGCUAGAAUGGAGAUGAUUAAGGAUAUAGAAAAGAUGAGAGCUGAAGCAGAGGCCAAAAGAGGGGAAUUGGAUCUCAAAAGAACACAAAUCAUUGCAAAUACUCAAUUGGAGAUAGCUAAGCUCUUUGGAUCUCCUACCACCAAACCUCUUGUUGAUCAUUCUUCACUAAGAAUUGCUAGAACUUAAUUAAAUUAUUUUUUAUUUUAAUUCCCAUAUAUAUAAUGGGGGAUUGGGGGGACACUAAAUUAUGUUAACUACCUACUACUACUACUACUACUACUACUACUACUACUACUACUACUACUACUACUACAACUACUACAACUACUACUACUCUCUCUCACACCCUCUUAUAUAUACUUAAUUAUAACUUUAGUAAUAUUCUAAUUAUAUUACUAUAACCCUAGCCCUCCCCCGGCCCUUUGUUAUUCAAUGUAAGCUUCCCUCUUUCAUUCCAGCAUGCAUCUAAAAAUGCUGUUUUUGUUUCAACUUACUUUCAGAACAAUUAAUAAUAAAUAUAAACUUUUUAUGUUA
This is a messenger RNA of Cucumis melo (muskmelon), 2009 nucleotides long. RefSeq names its product trihelix transcription factor ENAP2. Gene Ontology annotation, cellular component: nucleus. The record is from RefSeq and is a predicted model, not a curated record. The coding region runs from base 492 to 1661 and encodes 389 amino acids. Gene Ontology annotation, molecular function: transcription cis-regulatory region binding. Lineage: Eukaryota; Viridiplantae; Streptophyta; Magnoliopsida; Cucurbitales; Cucurbitaceae. The transcript is spliced from 2 exons.